This is a messenger RNA of Triticum turgidum subsp. durum (durum wheat), 1818 nucleotides long. The record is from the annotation of a GenBank genome assembly. Lineage: Eukaryota; Viridiplantae; Streptophyta; Magnoliopsida; Poales; Poaceae.
AUGAGCGGCUGCAACUACCUUGUCCUGCGUCCUUUUAUGGAACUAAACAACCCAUGUGAUGACCAUCGUGCCAUCACCAUUGAGGCGAUCUGGGGCCUGAAAUUUGAUGAUGACACCCUGCACAAAAAGCAGCUGAGAGAUGUAUGCCUCUCGUUUGCUCUGUCUCGCUUGCUGCUUCGCUGCUACUUUCAGAUGGAUUGUGCCGAAGCCGGACUGCCCAAGACGCUCCAGUUUGCACUUGAGGGUUUGUUGCCGGAAGAGGAUCAAGUCAACCAUUACUCAGAAGCAUUUCAUGUCAUCGAGGUAGAAUUGGGCUUCCUCUAUGAAUUCUUCUUCACAAAGCAUGCAACUCUCUUUUCCUUAGAGCUUCAUUUCUUUCUGAUGGUAGUUCUCAAAUUGAUUUGCACUUCUAUCACCGGAUUAUUUCUGCUUAGAUAUCCCACCAUUGUCAAUUCAAGUGACCCUAUAAUCGAGGUUGGCACAAGAAGGGUUGAUAUUACUGUUACAAUCAUGAUUAUGGGAGCUCUCCUUCUAUUUGAAGUUCUGCAGGCUAUACUCUACCUGACGUCGGAUUGGGCCACUGUUUCACUCGCUUGCAGCUAUACCAGGGGAGAUACAUGCAAACUCAUUCCGUCCAUCAUUCGGUUUCUUAGAAGGUUUAAGUUUGACAAUCUUCUCAGUAAGAGGAUCAGUUAUUUUGGAUAUUGGAGAAAUAAGAUGGGCCAAUCAUCUGUAAUUGGAGGCAACUUGCUUGUCCAUUGGCUCAAUGUGGAACCCAAGAGAGGAAACAUGUUCGAGGAUUUUCUAGCUCUUGCAGUAUACCACCUCAUUUAUUCAACGAUAUUAUCAGGGAAGAAUUUUGUUGCAGUUCCUGAUUUGGUCAAGAGCAAUAUAAUUUCUUGCUUGCGGAUAUAUAGCAACGGCGGUGGUCCUCUAACUAAUGGAAAAGCAGCAUUGGAGCAUAAUGGUGUCCUUGGAGAUCUCUCCUCUACACUGGAGAAUGAUAGCCAAAUAGAAGUGAUGCUUAUUUGGCACAUCGCAACUGAGUACUGCAAUAUUGCAUCUUCCAAUGGGGCAGAGGAUGGCCCUCACAAUGGUGCACAGCAAGUUGCCACCACCUUAUCCAAAUAUUGUGCCUACUUAAUGUAUUUCAUUCCAGAAUUGCUUGCCGAGAACCCUACGGACACACUAUUCAUCGUCCAUGGCGUGCUGAAGAAAGUACAGAGUGCACUGGGUGGUGACAAACUGACUAAGGAUAGAUUGCUGAGGGUCAUCCAGGAUUCUGAAACUAUCAGGAGUAACCAGGAUCAAACUGUCGUCCUUGAUUCUGACGGCCCUGACAACCAUGCUACCAUAAUCCAAAUUCCUCCAGUCAGCAACAACACAGACAACAUCAUCCAUGACUCCGGUGGCAGCGGCACCACGGAAAACAUCAUCAGCGACUCCAGUGGCAGCACUAACACGGAUAACAUCAUCCACGACUCCAGCGGUGGCGGCAACGGCAACCAUACCACCAUCGCCCAAGACUUCACCACCAACGGCAAUGAAGAUAGCAUCUUCAUCAAAGGAUUGAAGCUAGGGAGGGAUCUGGAAGUGAAAGAUGUGGGCCUCCGCUGGAAGGUGCUGGCAGAAUUCUGGGCUGAGACCAUCAUCUACAUCGCGCCAUCCGACAAAGCCGCGGAGCACAUGGAACGCCUUGGGCAAGGAGGGGAAUUUCUUACUCAUAUCUGGGCUCUCCUCACGCACGCUGGCAUUGUGAAGCGUGACCACAUGAUCCCAACACCAGACCAGACGCCAUCCUCAGAAGAUCAUGUGUAG